UAGAAGUGGCCCGCGGGAACGCGUCUCUCGGGCUCUGUCUCGUGUUUCGUGCGUGGGCCCCUUAAGUGGGCCGGGUGCCGCGCGGGGGGAGGAGGGACAGGAGAGGAAUUUCGGGAUAUUCCUUUGUCUGCGCGCUAUUUAGUUGGCGGCCGCGGCGCGCGGGGUCACAUGGUCCUGUGCUGAAGCGAACGGGUUAAUGGCGAGUGGCGCUUUUGUUUGACGGCCAGAAAAGAGGGAAAAACGGCGUGGAGCAUCACUGCCACUCCGAAGCGGGACAAGGGAGCAACGUGAGCAAAUUCGACUAGAAGUGAAAGACUCAUCCAAGAGGCACCAUGAGCUGGAGUUUCCUUACCCGGCUGCUGGAUGAGAUCUCCAAUCACUCCACGUUUGUGGGGAAGAUCUGGUUGACUAUGCUCAUUGUGUUCCGCAUCGUGCUCACUGUGGUGGGUGGGGAGUCCAUCUACUACGAUGAGCAGAGCAAGUUCACAUGCAAUACGGGCCAGCCUGGUUGUGAGAAUGUGUGCUAUGAUGCGUUUGCACCCCUCUCGCAUGUCAGGUUCUGGAUCUUUCAGGUGAUAAUGAUCACAACGCCCACGAUCAUGUACCUUGGGUUCGCCAUGCACAGAAUUGCCCGCAUGAAUGAUGAUGAAUACCGCCCACGGGGGAAGAAUUUAACCAUCAACAGGCGUACUAAUCGUGCAUAUGAGGAGAUGGAGGACAAUGGUGAGGAAGAUCCUAUGAUUGUGGAGACCACUGAGGUUGAAAAAGAGAAGAAUCAGCCAUCUGCAAAGAAGCAUGAUGGCCGCCGCAGGAUCCAGAGGGAUGGCUUAAUGAAGGUGUAUGUAUUGCAGUUGGUGGCACGUGUGGCAUUUGAGGUGGGCUUCCUGUUUGGCCAGUAUAUCCUGUAUGGGUUUGAAGUGGCCCCCUCCUAUGUGUGCACACGCAGUCCAUGUCCCCACACUGUAGACUGCUUUGUCUCAAGGCCAACGGAGAAAACCAUCUUUCUGCUCAUCAUGUAUGCAGUCAGUGGGCUCUGUCUCCUCCUCACCCUACUGGAGAUGCUGCACCUGGGAAUAGGUGGAAUUCGAGACUCGUUCCGUACUCGCACUCCUCGCCGUGGGGCAUCCUCCAGGCAACAAGCCUCGCUCUGCCGCCCCAUGGCCUCAGCCCCUCCUGGCUAUAGCACAGCAAUGAAGAAAGGUCCAACAGGGAAGAUGGCCAGCAACCUUAAGGCAGAUUUCCGUGACAACCUGGUGGACUCCGGCCGUGACAAUUUUGGGGACGAGUCAUCUUCCCGUGAGCUGGAACGCCUCCGUCGGCACCUGAAGCUGGCCCAGCAGCACCUGGACCUGGCUUAUCAGAAUGAGGAGAGCAGCCCAUCUCGCAGCAGCAGCCCAGAGUCCAACGGUACUGCAGUGGAGCAGAACCGAUUGAACUUUGCACAGGAGAAGCAGGAAGCAGCCUGCGAUAAAGGUAUCAGAGCCUGAAUCUUCUGUUGUGCUGUACUGUCUGCUGAUGCCAUCUACCAAACUCAUUCCAUGGAAGGAGAAGCAUAUUACAGAAGAGCUGCUGAACAGCUGGGGACACUGAAUAUUGUGUGGCUUUGUGUAUCAAGAGUGCAAUGCAGGGCGUUGGUUUGUACCAGAGGCUGAAAGCUUGCCUUACAGUAUUAAGGCCAGUGACUAUCAGGACAAUGCAAAAAUAUUUCUUCAUGCAGAAGAGGUCAUCCUGAAGUACCAAAGCACAGUCCUGGAAUGUGUUCUGCAUAGGCAUGUUACUGGACCACUUGCACUCCCUGGGACAGCCCUGCUGCUGCCACUGAUUUGUGUGCAGGACUUGAGCAGUUUCUUCCCACUCACUGUUGCAUGGUGCAGAGGGAUGUGGUCUCAACCUGGUGUUUACAUUUUAUAGCCAUUCCAGAAAGGUUGAUUCGGUGUCGGCCUUCUCCAAAACCUGGACUUCAUGCAUAGGUGUCAUUUUGGAAUUUGCUGAAAACCAUCACAAAUAUACUUGGUAGCUGUCAACUAUUCAAGGGCUUCUAACACGCUGAUUCCGACUCUUAGGGGUUGGACACCCGGCUUCAGUUAUGCAAUCCAUCCUCAGCCCCUCGUUGCAAAUCUUUAUUUUUCUGUAGCAUUAGCACUGCAGCCUACUGCACAGUUUGUAAUGACACAAGUAAAUCCUCUACAUCAAUUUUUAAAAGGCUAAUAGUUGAUUUUGAGCGCAAGAAACAAACCUGGGAAAUGCUUGAAUAUCUUGGUUAUUCUCAACAUUAUUCCACACUGUCUUCCCCCCCUUGUGUGAGGUUUGUCUCGCCAGUGUUUCUCCAAUUUUUGGAUGCGAGUGUAGUUUUCUUCUGAGCCGUAGAUUACAUGACUGGGCAUUCUCUAAAUUGUCUUAAGUGCACAACUUUUGUGCCAUCUUUUUUUGGUUGCAGGAAAACUUGCAAAGGAGGAAAGUAGAUUGAAAUGCAAAGUAAAUCAUUUUUAUGCAGGUAAAUGGGUUGUGUAUGGGCAGUAUGAUCAGAUCAGUCUUACCAGGAAUUUGCACAGUGAAACCUUGAGAUUAUUUCCGUUUUUCCUUCCUGAGGACCAAUUAUUAAAAUUCCGAUGGCAGUAAUUAGUUUUCUCUGCUACAGAAUAGUUCAAGUAAUUCUAAUUGAUCACAUCCUAAAAUGAUUGGGCUUGUAUUAAUGCAAGUUUGUUUACUAAGGUGUAGAAU
This is a messenger RNA of Scleropages formosus (Asian bonytongue), 2721 nucleotides long. RefSeq names its product gap junction gamma-1 protein-like. The record is from RefSeq and is a predicted model, not a curated record. The transcript has 3 exons. Lineage: Eukaryota; Metazoa; Chordata; Actinopteri; Osteoglossiformes; Osteoglossidae. Bases 333 to 1487 code for a protein of 384 amino acids. Gene Ontology annotation, biological process: cell-cell signaling. Gene Ontology annotation, molecular function: gap junction channel activity. Gene Ontology annotation, cellular component: connexin complex.